GCCGCUUCGUUAUCGAAAUCUGGAAAUCCGCAUGACGAAACACUUUCCCAGCUCCCGGCAGGUCACAUUUUUCAGUUCAACAACAUUUUCGAAGGUUUCCUUUGUGAGCACGUGCAUAUUUAAUUUUUAACGUCAAAACAAACACUACCCAUAGACAUGACGGCGCCGAAAGCCCAACUGGUCAAGGACUUGAUCAAAAGCGACACGGUUGUCAUCUUCUCCAAGAGCUAUUGCCCCUAUUGUAGGUUAGCCAAGGAGGUGUUUGACAACUUGAAGCAGAAGUUUACCGCGAUUGAGUUGGAUCAGAGGGACGACUGCGACGAGAUCCAGGCGAUCCUGGGGGAGAUCACCGGAGCCAAAACGGUGCCUAGGGUUUUCGUUAAAGGAGAAUGCCUAGGAGGGGGUUCAGACGUCAAAGCCUUGUAUGACAAGGGUGAACUACAAAAGUAUUUUGCUUAAGGCCAUAUAAUACUUAGGUUUAUAACCACAUGCAAUACAGUCCUCGUUUUUACAAAAAUUCUCGUAUUGUAACAAAUAAUUAGAGUUCAAUUGUAUUCCAAUGUUUCGCUUAUUGUUUCAAUAAAUCUGAUAGCGUUUA
Molecule: messenger RNA, 598 nt
Organism: Zophobas morio
Lineage: Eukaryota; Metazoa; Arthropoda; Insecta; Coleoptera; Tenebrionidae
Exons: 3
Coding region: 157-459 (100 amino acids)
Biological process (GO): cellular response to oxidative stress
Cellular component (GO): cytoplasm
Molecular function (GO): glutathione disulfide oxidoreductase activity
Source: RefSeq, a predicted model, not a curated record